AUGAGCCCGUCAGAUUCAGCCUUCCGCCAGUCCCUCCACCCAGCCCUGUCGGCCCGCAGGCCUCUCAGUAUUGCAGAGCUUGCAGAUCGUGCAGUGAACAAUCUAUGGGACCCGUCGAGAGGGCUGAAACAGUGGUUGAGAGCUGCCGACGGUUUCCGGAAAGCAGGCCGGAGCUACGCUGACGCAGGGGAUCUCGAGGCUGCUUUUGUUGAGUUUGCUAAAGCUGCUACUAUUAUCCUCGAGAAACUUCCCACACACAAAGAGUACUACACAGUCCUGACAGCGACUCAGCGUCAUAACCUUGGUCUCAACGGUCAGGCGAUCCUCGAAAAUCUUGGGGAACUGAAGCCAGUUUUAGUCGACCGCUAUGAACGUUGGGCGAGUCGAAAUCCAGAAGAAGCGGCUCGUGCUCGUGCUGCCCUGGAGCAAAAUGUGAGACAAUCGAUAGAGGAACGAGAUACUAGGCACCCUGCCCCGGACGAAUCGGGAUGGCAAGCUCAGGAAGCUGCAAGGCUCGAUUCAAACAGGAGGCGCGAAGUCGAGAGACGGAGGGACGAAUACCGUUAUAGAACUGUAGAUUCAGGGGCUUCGGAAUCUCCUCGUCGGUUGCAGGUCGACACCAGAGUUGGGACGAAAGAGGGUGUUCCUCCUGCGGUGAGACGUGCGCCAACUAUAUCUCGCGGAGAAUCCGUGCAGAACAGACGAGAGAGGGAGACUUCCGAGCAGUUGACACCUGUGAGUGCGGAAGAACGCCGAAGAGAACGUGAUGAUAUUAGGUGGAAGCAGGAAGAUACCUGGACACAGGAGGAGGAAGAUGCAGCAAGGCGACGACCCAGAGAACAGCAAGGCAUUCUCCGACGCCAGCAAGAAGCAGAAGCCGCAUCUCGAGCAGCACGAUACAGUAUCAACCAACCUCCAACACACGUGGCUGGUCCCUCUGCCCUAAACCCCCAGCGCUCGAUGACGGCAGAACCACCAUACGGAGAAGCUGUCCCUUUACCCAUGCCCCUGGAAAGCCCUACUAGGGAUCCGGUGAACAAGCCACAGAAUGUGAAACCGUUCGUAUCAUCUUGGGCUCGUGCUCAACCGAGACUAACUUCACGCAGCCCAUCAUACCCGAUACCAGUGACCACAACAUCACCUGCGCCACCAGACGGACGUAUCCGUUACCCUCACCUCAUGUCGCAGCAUCAGCUUCUGCAAGGUUAUACCCCUUCCCUGCACUCCAUGUUUAAUUACCCAAGUCUUAAAGCUUCCGACGUCGCCCCAUCGUCAUUACUCUUCAUUCCAGAUUCGUCAAGAUCGAGUUCAGAUAGUCUUUACUCCGCCGAUAUACUCCACCAUCCUUCUAAUGUUCCCCUCAUCCCCCCCGCCACUCAACGCCCACCCGCACCGCCCCGACUUGCUUACCCCUCUCUCUCUCGGCACCCUCAAGGAGCACCAUCAUCCACUCUGCAGCAUGUCAGCAAUGACCGCUACCGUACCCCGUCACAAGAAUCGGCCCGCAUCAUACGAGACAGAGCUGCGGACGACCGGGUGCCAGAUCUCAAAACGGUGCUGCUACCACGGGACUGCCUUCCCCGCUUCCUAUCUAUUGCGGCUCUUAACACAGCGCGCAAUCGCGAGACAUGCGGGCUCCUGCUCGGCAGGGAUCAGAAUGGCAAGUACGUUGUCACCGUACUGUUGAUUCCAAAGCAACACUCGACCAGCGAUACGUGUACUAUGGACGAGGAGGAACUGGUAAUGCAGUUCACGGAGGAGAGGUCGUUGAUAACGCUAGGAUGGAUCCAUACACAUCCUUCUCAAUCAUGCUUCAUGUCCUCGGUAGACUUACACACGCACUCGGGCUUCCAGCGGAUGCUCCCAGAGUCGUUUGCGGUUGUUUGUGCACCGAAGUCCACUCCAAAUUUUGGGAUUUUCCGGCUGACAGAUCCGCCUGGCUUACAGACCAUCCUGGCCUGCGAUGCCAAGGAAGCAUUUCAUCCUCACCCUGACAUACCAAUUUAUACCUGUACGUGCACGACUUCAUUUCCAUCGUCGCCCCGUUUGCCGUACUGUUACUGAAUCACCAUCGCUUUUUUUCCUUCUCUCUUUGCAGGAUGCGGACAAGGGACACGUGCAGAUGAAGGACUUAUCCCUUGAAAUCGUAGACCUGCGAUAGCUGCGGCUGCGCUUUCUUCCUUUUCCUGUGUUGCAUUCCCUCCGUGGUCCCGUAUUUAUCGGGCGACCAUUCGUGGGAUCCCAGUUCCACGUCCCUCCCCGCUUAAUCGCCGUACGUAAACUGCUAUGUGCACUAAGCACAACAGAAUGUCACGAUCGCGACGACGAUGCCACAUACUCGCGUAUUCAGUCUGACAUGGAUCCGAAACUUGUUGCACUAGGCUUUGCUAUGUCGCUGGCACUUGCUCACUUACAGAGACAUUUUUUCUCUUGAUUUGUGCGGUGAACUAACCCGUUGGACUGAUGAUCCUGCUACCAGACCUUGUGCCUUAAGUGGAAAAGCUGGAGACGUUAUGA
Messenger RNA from Pisolithus orientalis, 2517 nucleotides. RefSeq lists its product as uncharacterized. The coding region runs from base 1 to 2064 and encodes 687 amino acids. Gene Ontology annotation, cellular component: membrane; endosome. Gene Ontology annotation, biological process: protein K63-linked deubiquitination. Gene Ontology annotation, molecular function: protein binding; K63-linked deubiquitinase activity; metal-dependent deubiquitinase activity. The transcript has 6 exons. Lineage: Eukaryota; Fungi; Basidiomycota; Agaricomycetes; Boletales; Pisolithaceae. The record is from RefSeq and is a predicted model, not a curated record.